Xenopus tropicalis (tropical clawed frog) is the source of this 2164-nucleotide messenger RNA. Its product is annotated as putative ferric-chelate reductase 1. The coding region runs from base 169 to 1821 and encodes 550 amino acids. Lineage: Eukaryota; Metazoa; Chordata; Amphibia; Anura; Pipidae. Gene Ontology annotation, cellular component: membrane; extracellular matrix. The transcript is spliced from 17 exons. The record is from RefSeq and is a predicted model, not a curated record.
CACUAUAAAAGGGCCAGAGUAAGGAGAGCGCCAUCUAGCGGCCGGAAGUUCUGCGUCUUCAGAGAGCAUUAUUCUCUCAGCUGUUACUGGAUCCAUCCUCACCGUGUCUCUCUGGGAUUCUUAGAACUGCACAUCUCUCUGAAGAACAGGGCAGCAAACCAGGUGGAAAUGGAAGCACGACUUCUGGUUCUUUUCUCUGGGUAUUUUGCAUCUGUGUUUAGUUUCCCCUCAGGACAAAUAAGUGCCUCCUGCGAUACAAUGCUUCCACAGCACAGGGGUAGCACCCCCCAGACAACAGCGUCACCCUACUUCAUCACAGUGUCUAACACUACAUUUAAAAGUGGGGAUAGCAUAACAGUUACAAUACAGUCCAAUUCAGGCAACACUUUUAAAGGAUUCCUACUAGAGGCUUUGUCUGUAGGAGGGGAUACAGCAACGGGAACUUUCACCAUCACAAAUGGAGACACUCAGGGACUAUCCUGUAGUGCAGGACCAAACUCAGCAGUCAGUCACACAAGUGACAGUUCAAAAUCAUCUGUUACCACUUCUUGGACUGCCCCUUCUGGAGCAGGACCUGUGCGGUUCAGAGCAACUGUUCUACAGGGUUUUAGCACUUUCUGGAGCGGAGUGGAGAGUCAAACACUUAUGGCAUCGCAGAUUUCUAAUAUCACUUGUGGUACUGGCAAGUUCUGCUUCAGUGACCCAGCAAACUGCAACCCUGACAGCAGUGGCUGUCUGUUCAUGUCCGUGGUACCGUCCAGUAAUGGAUAUGUGUUUGAAAUGAGUGGCCCAGUCUCCACUUUAGAGUAUAUAGCCGUUGGGUUCUCUGAUGAUCAGAAAAUGGGAAAUGAUGAUGAUUACAUUUGUGCCACAAAUUUAUCUGGAAAUGUCCAGAUUCAAAGAGUUUUCUUAACUGGGAAUAACUCUCCUCAAUCUAAGAACUUAAUCUUCUCAGGAUCCCCAGUCUGGAAUUACGGUAAUGGAAUUAUGAAAUGCUGCUUCAUUGCCCAGGCCAGUAUCUCCACACUGAGUCGAGCCAGUGCAUCUUCCACUUACUACAUUUUCCUUGCCACUGGCCCCACUGAGGCAAAUGGUCAGAUUAAGCAGCACACAAAGAUACCACUAAUAACAGCUGCCAAAAUUGAUCUCUCAGCGUUUUCUGGAAACAACAAGGCAGCCAGUGGGGAGAGCACUCUUGUUCUUGGCCAUGGUGCACUAAUGCUCAUUGCCUGGAUGACUACUGGAACUAUAGGAAUGCUUAUGGCUCGCUAUAUGAAAAAUGCAGCUAAAGAGCAAUACUUUGGAAAAGGCCUUUGGUUUCUGAUGCAUGUUUUCCUAAUGAGCCUGACUGUGAUUCUGACAAGUAUUGCAUUCAUCAUGAUUUUUGCGGAGGUUUCCGGCUGGAGCUCUGAUACUGGUGCCCAUCCUGUUCUUGGAUGUAUCGUAAUGAUUCUCUCAUUUCUACAACCAUUUGGUGCUAUGCUACGUCCAGCUCCCACUCAUAAAAGGCGUUUCAUCUUCAAUUGGGCACAUGGUCUGAAUGCACUGGUUAUCAAGGUGCUGGCAGUGGCUACCUUAUUCCUUGGGCUUCAACUUGUGGACACUUCCACUAACCAGUGGAUGCCAAAGGUGAUGGGUGGCUUUUAUGGCUGGGAAGUUUUAUUCUACAUCAUUCUUGAAGUCAACACACGUUACAAUGAAAAAGAACUGUAUGAAGAAGUGAAUAAUACGAUGAAGCGUGAGUCAAUUAUACUAAUAACCUUUGUCUGCGGAAAUCUGGCUUUUCUAAUAUCGCUGUUGGUAGGCAUCGGGCAAUCCUGAUCUCCCAUGAAACACGGAAUGCUUUCACUCUGACAGCAGUGCAAGAUGAGCAGUUUUGUAUGUUGGUGCUGCACAGAGAGAGAGAGAGAUCUGCUGCAGUGCAGUUAGUUCCGCUGAUAGAUAUGUGGCCCUGAGAAUAAACAGAAGAUUGGAUCAAUGCUUGUGUUCUAAAACACAUAAGGUGCAUCUUCUCUUGGGUUCUUUUUUCUGCAAAGAGAGUUGUAGAUUAAUUUCUAUGUAUUUAACCUGUCGAUUGUUAAGAACAAAUAAAUAAAUAUUUUAUAACGCUGUUUUUAUUAUUGUUAAGCAAGAUUCAGUUUCUAAUAAAAUUAAAUUUUUACUU